This is a messenger RNA of Harpegnathos saltator (Jerdon's jumping ant), 3070 nucleotides long. RefSeq names its product Gle1 RNA export mediator (gene Gle1). Gene Ontology annotation, cellular component: cytoplasm; nuclear pore; nuclear pore cytoplasmic filaments. Gene Ontology annotation, biological process: poly(A)+ mRNA export from nucleus. Lineage: Eukaryota; Metazoa; Arthropoda; Insecta; Hymenoptera; Formicidae. Gene Ontology annotation, molecular function: phospholipid binding; translation initiation factor binding; inositol hexakisphosphate binding. Bases 500 to 2638 code for a protein of 712 amino acids. The transcript has 8 exons. The record is from RefSeq and is a predicted model, not a curated record.
UCAAUUGAUUAUUAUUGUAGAUUACUUCAACAUCUUAUCGAUUGCUAAAAAGUUCAUACAUUUUUUAAUCAGUUUUGUGAAAACUAAUUAUUUUCUUCAACAUUGCCUAUCCCUAUCUCAAGACGAAAAGCGAAAACUUGGUCUAUAAUAUAGGUCUAGGUGGUUUUGGAAAGGUGGCUUUUAAUACCAUCGAAAUGAGAUACCUUCAACCACCUUCAACUCAGAAUAACGAAAUAACGGUCAACUUCAUCAUCACUGCGUGAUGUUCAUGAGUGCGUGUAGGAUAAAUGGAAUACCAAUAAAUAAUAAAGAUUAACGAGUGAUAAGCGAUGAGUGAAUCAAGCAUUGCGGUCGAACGAUAGAUCAAGCAAGCGCAAGAGAUGACAGUAAUCUCGGCCGACAAUUUGUUGCACGAGAUGAACUAAAGUAGUCCACACUGAUGAGAUAGAUUAGGUUAACGCACAUAUUCUACACGUAUUUUCGUAAAUAUUUCGUAAAUAUGUCAUUCCAUCGCGAAAAUAAAAAUGCGACAGACGAAAAGGAAAACAUGGAGGAUAUUACAUCGGACUUUGUAUGCUUCAAGAUAUCAGCUCUGAAAAAAGCAGCGCGUAUAUCGAUGGCGGAAAUAAAAAAUGUUACAAUUGGACCUGAGUCAAUAGUGAAUAAAAAUGUUACUAAUGAUAAACUAGAUAAUAUCCAAGAUGAACAAAAUUCUUGUAAUAUGAAAAACUUACAAAAGAUAAACACCAGUCCCAAGUAUCAUACAAUAUCAACUUUGAAUGGUAUAUCGUUCUCAGUCAAAAAGAUUCUUCAAGAGAGUGAAUUGCAAAGGAAGGAAGAAGUCAGAAAGAAAAUGGAGCACCGAAUUCAGUGUAUGAACGAAAAUAGUCGCGUCAUUAAAGAAAACAUGGAAAAGUUGCGUAUGUUAAUGGCACAUGAGCGCGAAUGCAGAGACGAGGAGAACUUGGCACAUAUUUUGGCUGAACAAGAGCGUAUAGCCAAGGAGGAAGAGAUGAAGAGACGGCAUGAACAGCAGUUGCACGCACAGCGAAUUCAGGAGCAGAAGGAAGGGCUCGAGCGUGAAAUGGAGGAAUAUAGAAAGCGAAUGAAGGAGAAAGAAGAGUUGUUGAGAGCCAUAGUGAUCCAACGUAGCCAGUUUACAGCUAGAUAUUGUGAUAUUGUGUCGUUAUCUAAGACUUGCAAGGAUAAGCAGGCUUUAAAUAUAUUCCUCGCGUCACACGGUGCAAGAAUCAAAGAACUGUGGCAACAAAUUGAGGCUAUUGAUGAAAAAAUCAGAUGUGGUGACAUGAUAGCUACAGAUGUGAAUUCUAUCGAAGCUUUGGUUCAUCACAUCGAGGACAUGUUAAGUUUAUUUCGAACGGAAAUGGAAAAAGCAGAUGCUCAAUACGAGGCAGAGCUGGUCCGUAAAGCGCAAACUGAUAAUGAAAUUCAAGAUCCAGUCACAAAGGCUGAGAGUACAACAGUCGACAAAGUGGUGUCUCCUCAACAGCCUGCUGAAAGUGGUACUGUAGAAAAGGAGGAUAAGGAUCAAAGUACUAACGCGAAAGCAAAUCAGGAAGUAGUUGUAGCCGCACCUGUCUCACCAAGCGCUACUAACGCACUGUUUGAACCGUCCACAUCUGAUCCUAAACCAGAACAAAACUCUAACGAUCCUGCAGAAUGCAAAGAAGGCAGUCCUUAUGAAUAUGUUGAUUACGAAUCACUAGAUAUUUACAACAGAAGCCGACAAUUCUUGGCCGUUUAUAGACAAAGUUACGAAGAUUUUCUACAUUCGUCAGAUACUAAAAAAUUUCGUUUCGAAUGCCAGAAAGCGAUUAAUAUCCCAGUGAACGCGAUUGCCGGCACUAACGAGCAGCACUUGAGAGAUAAAUAUGACAGGCUGCAGAGUCUUCUAACUGGGAGAUCGUCCCCCAAUGUGAUGCAGCAUCCGCAAGGAAUAGCUUUCUGCAAGGAUCAUCUGGCGAAAAAGAUAGUCAGUCAAGGUGAAACGCUAAUAUCCAGCAAACCGGAAAUGGCCUUUCCCAUCGCAGCGAUAGUAGUCGCUCUCUGGAACGAGCAUAAAGACUUCGGUGAGUUGGUACUGGCGCAUUUGCACGAAGCGUGCCCUUUCGCCGUACCAAUUUUCCCGUUGCAACAAGACGGUCAAUCAAACGAGGACUACUACAAGUCCCUCGGCUGCAAAUAUUCCGAGGACGGUUCUUUCGAGAAGCAAGACAAGUACUUGAAACGAAUGUCAGGUUUGAUGAGAUUGUACAUAUCGAUUACCGUCACUAGUCAGAGGAAAGGCGUCACCAAGACUCAUCCCCAUGGUCUUCAAUACGCCUGGCGUUGGUUAGCAGCCGUUUUGAAUAUCGAACCAAGAGCCGAUACGUGCGAUCUAUGCGCUACUUUGAUACUAGACAUGCUUGAGGUAGCCGGAAACGUGCUGUGGACUGCUUAUCCGAAUCAGUUUCACAAGUUAUUGAUAUUGUUGACGGAACAGUAUUAUCCCCGUAUGCAGAACAUAACGGGUGCCGGCGGUGGACCAUUGAUGCGUUUGGAGGAGUUCCUGAGCAACGCUCUGGCCAAGAGCGUUAUACGUAUAGCCGACGGGAUGCUUCCGCCUAAUUUCUGGUGAUUUCGUUCUACGGAAUAUUAUCUGGUGUACGACUCUUAAACAUAAGUAGAAUUUAAACGAGUCUGGUAAGUCGCUGUGUAGGAAUGUAAUAAGAGGAUUCGAAUUAUUUUGUUAAGUACUUUAGGAUUGCUUAAAAAUAUCGAUAAUACCAAUUGAGCUCUAGCGACGUGACAGAAUUGAAUUGAAAAGAGAGGGGAAAUCGAGAACUCGAAACCUGUUUCAGGGGAAUAUCAUUGUUAUUUAACGCUGUUUAACGCGGAUAAGUCUUUCGGCGAAUUGUACAAUUUACAAGACGAUUUUGAUAAUAUAUUUUACGUAUUGCGAGAUAUAGAUGAUCGAAACGAGCGUGUCCGUCAGAGGAAGGAAGUGAAAUCAGGGAAUGAGAGAGACAAAGAAAGAGAAAAAAAAUGAUUUUUCUUUUUUUCUUUCUUA